Wickerhamiella sorbophila is the source of this 1260-nucleotide messenger RNA. Its product is annotated as Protein shq1. The coding region runs from base 1 to 1260 and encodes 419 amino acids. Gene Ontology annotation, biological process: box H/ACA snoRNP assembly. Lineage: Eukaryota; Fungi; Ascomycota; Dipodascomycetes; Dipodascales; Trichomonascaceae. Gene Ontology annotation, cellular component: cytoplasm; nucleoplasm. The record is from RefSeq and is a predicted model, not a curated record. The transcript has a single exon.
AUGAUUACACCACAGUUUGAGGUGGAUCAGGAUCAAGACUUUAUUUAUGUGAAAAUUCGUGCACCCUAUAUCAAAGCUAGCAAUGUGGAAUUCGAGGUAGUGGACGAGCGAUUCGUAUUCUCCUUGCAACCGUAUUACCUCCGACUGACGUUUCCUGGCAAGUUGAUCGAGGACGAAAGGCUAGAGUCCUCUUAUGAUUUGUCUACAUCCACUAUAAAAUGCCGGGUCGCCAAAGCGGUUCCAGGUCAAGAGUUUGAAGACCUCGACAUGCUCACAAAACUGUUAGCAAAAAAAGCACAAGUUAGCAAGCCUGUAAUUGAGGAAGUGGGCGAUAGUGCACAGUCGGCACAGCCACCGCAGGUUGACGAGAUCGACUGGGAAGUAGAACAGGUUCUUCCUGAACCGAGUAUUUCCGAGCAAAAAUACGGAUUCAAUGACCAGUACAGCCAAAUAAUGGGAGUGGUGAUUGAAGAUGGACAGAACGAUAUCAAUGAGAUCCCUGAGCCCGAGAAAACUAGUAUCCAGCAGCGACUACUGAUCAAUAGUACCGCUGAUGAGCUCUUUGAUAUCGAUCAUUACCUUGCUGAUCUGUACGAUAGUCCGAUGAUUCAAGACUUUUUGGCUUGGGAUCCUCCUUUGCUUGAAUUGACCAACGCCGACAAAGACCGCAUGUUGAAGCUGCCAAAAAGAUCGUAUAUGAUCAGCAACCCCAAGCAUGUAUAUCUGGGUGUGGUCCAACUGCUUUUUGGCUUUUGUUACGAUGAUAGAACCAACUGCAGGGAUCCGACUGUUGAAUCUCCAUGGACUAUAGGCAAGCUUACUCCUCUGUUAAGCUGUCUCUAUGGGUACUAUGAUCGCAUGUUACCACUAGUCCGAGACUGCACCAAAAGGGCCCUGAUAUUUCCUCUCUACCGCCAUUGGGAUCUCACACUUGCGGUUUGGAAAGAUGUGGUGUCAAUUUUGAAACAGGGCCGUAAGGCUAUUCUUGCUUGCUUUGUGAAGCUUCUGUCAAUUUUUGAAUCCGACAUCAACGCAUGCUACCGUCAAAUAUUCCUUGAAGAUUAUGCUGCCUGGAUCCAAUACUCUUCCGAAAAGGUUAUAAGCAGUGUGACUACCGAGCUGGAAUCGGCUCUGUCACGUCUCGCCAAACACGACAUGGGAUUCGACCUCGAGGAAUACGAAGAGGCUGCUCAGGAGGCAAUGCAAAUGGAUAAUAACGAGUUAUCAGUUACAGCUCCGGACUCGGAUGACGAAGAUUGA